This is a messenger RNA of Engraulis encrasicolus (European anchovy), 1049 nucleotides long. RefSeq names its product NEDD4-binding protein 2-like 1. NCBI's taxonomy places the organism in Eukaryota, Metazoa, Chordata, Actinopteri, Clupeiformes, Engraulidae. Gene Ontology annotation, cellular component: nucleus. Bases 96 to 614 code for a protein of 172 amino acids. The record is from RefSeq and is a predicted model, not a curated record. Gene Ontology annotation, molecular function: endonuclease activity. The transcript has 5 exons.
UCCUCUUCGUCACAGGCUCUCCACGCCCAUUGCAUGCCAGGGACUUCACAUCAAACUUGUAACCGAAAAGUUGAAUAAGUUCAUGUCCAAGCGUAAUGGGGAGAAGAAUAAACCACCCUCAUCGCAAUAAGACUCUCUACAUUCUUCGCGGUUUACCUGGCACAGGCAAGACCGAAAAAGCACGGGACAUUAAGAGGAGGUAUGGUGGGGUGAUCAUCAGCGCAGAUGACUACCAUCGCAAUGGAAAUGGAGAAUUACAUAUCAGACCUGAGAACCUUAAUGAUGGACACAUACGGGCGCGAGAGCUGGCUCUGCAGGCUAUGGAUGAAGGGCUGGAUCCAGUCAUCAUCGACAACACCAACAUGUCAUGGCAGGAGAUGUUCCCCUAUGUAGUGAUGGGUUUUUAUCGAGGAUACUGGAUUAAAUUCAUACUAAGAAAGGAUACCUUCAAUGUUUCCCUUGAUAAAAUCGUCAGGAGGUGUCCAAAUAUUCCACGCGGGAAACUGGAAAGGAUGAAGAAGCGGUACCAGUCUGUCAAACAUGUCUAUCAGAUCCUCUGGGAUGAUGACUGUAAUUGGAAGUACAGGUCCAGCAUUGACAGCUGGAAGCCUUGAUUAGAAGGAUGUAGUGUACCUUGCAAGGGCUGUUGCAGAAGUAGAAUCAACAUUGCAGGAGAAAAAUUGUGGGGUGGGGGAUUGGGCGUCUUCAAGUAGACAGAAGUGGACAAACUGAGUUGAGAAAUUAAAAAUCCUGUUGGUCUACUGUAUUUUCUUAUUUCUGAGGAACACUUUUACUCUCUUAAACUGGAAUGUCCUACUCUGGAAUCUACUGUAUGUUAGAGUAAAGCUGAGAGUUUAAAAAUAUAGAUCUUUUUAUUUUGUAUACAUUUGUCCUUGUUUCUUUUACAUUUCUAAUAGUUCUACUGAUGACAAGCAUGUCAGUGGAAGUCAAUGAGCCACUUCUAUGGCACAUUUUUCUUUGGUCCAAUGAUGCACAAAAUUAAUUUUGAAAAAAAAGAUGUGAAAGUGUUGAAAUCGGUUGUUCGUAGG